Molecule: messenger RNA, 1122 nt
Organism: Zychaea mexicana
Lineage: Eukaryota; Fungi; Mucoromycota; Mucoromycetes; Mucorales; Lichtheimiaceae
Exons: 7
Coding region: 1-894 (297 amino acids)
Cellular component (GO): plasma membrane
Source: RefSeq, a predicted model, not a curated record
AUGGAGCAUACGAUGGCCGAAUCAUCAUCUCACAAUAAGCCCUCUUAUCCUCCAUACAAGGAUGACGAGUAUGAGGGUCCUACCGGUAUCAGCAUGCAAGACGUCGAGCAGACUUUUGCACAAGACUUUGGUCUUGAUGAUAUUCAUCAUCAUGAUGACUUGUAUUGGCAGCGUCUUGGGCUUCUUUGGUUCGGUAGUGCUGGUUUGAUUACGCGCUUUGGUAAAUGCUACAAAGUCGUCGAUGCAGGUUUAGUCCAGAUCAAUCCGGUUACAGAAGGCAUCAAGAGGAUCGAUAUUACCAUCCAGAUCACGGAUAUCCCAUCCCAAGAAGUCAUGACUAAGGAUAACGUCAGCAUUACUAUCGAAUCUGUCUUGUAUUGGCGAGUAGUGGCUCCCUAUGAUGCGGAAUACCUCGUCGAAGACAUCAUGACCGCACUUGUUGAAAGAGCACGAACUGUGUUGCGUAACGUCUGUGGUCAGCAUUCCCUUCAAGAUCUUAUUGAGAACCGUGAUGCCAUUUCGCGCGAGAUUCAAACGGCUAUCAAUCCUGCAGCUAAAAAAUGGGGUGUCGAGAUUGAAGCUACGCUGGUCAAGGAUAUCGGCAUCUCUACGCAACUCCAAAAGUCACUGUCAUCUGCAGCUACGGCAAAACGCCUCGGUGAAUCGCGUGUGAUUGCUUCGCAAGCCGAAGUGGAAGCUGCCAAGUUGAUGCGUGAAGCAGCUGAUAUCUUGAGCACACCUGCUGCUAUGCAGAUCCGUUAUUUAGAGACGUUGACAUCCAUGGGUCGUCAUGGUCAAGGUCCAAAAACAAUUUUCAUGCCAAUGCCGGGCUCUGGCGGACCGAAAUCCUUGGGUUUUAUGGAUGAUCCCUCUUCUUCUUCGUCCAAGCAGUAGUCAUGUUGAUAAUGAAAAAAAGUGGAGCUAUUUGCACCAUAACAUAUCAAGUAGCCCCUUCCUUCUCUCUUCCUUACUUCCCUCACUACCACUCACACAAUCAUUUGUCCAGCUCCCCAGAUAAUCCUUGUAACGAAAUUGCUUUCCUUCAUAAUUUUUUAUCCUUCCUCAAUCUAUUUACGUUUUUAUUGCGCUGGUAUAAUUCUUUUCAAUAAUUCAUAAUAAAUA